Messenger RNA from Myzus persicae (green peach aphid), 2551 nucleotides. RefSeq names its product high-affinity choline transporter 1 (gene ChT). The coding region runs from base 483 to 2246 and encodes 587 amino acids. The record is from RefSeq and is a predicted model, not a curated record. Gene Ontology annotation, biological process: acetylcholine biosynthetic process; choline transport; transmembrane transport. The transcript is spliced from 12 exons. Gene Ontology annotation, cellular component: plasma membrane. Gene Ontology annotation, molecular function: choline:sodium symporter activity. NCBI's taxonomy places the organism in Eukaryota, Metazoa, Arthropoda, Insecta, Hemiptera, Aphididae.
AGUUCGGCCGUCGUCGGGACCGCCGUACCAGUCUGCCUAGCUCCGUGGCGUUAGUAAUUAGCAAGCAUGGCGACCGCACAGUGAUAAAAAUAUAAUUUUUAUUUUUUUUUUUUUUUGAAGAGAGAAAAACAUCAAUCGACUCUGUGCGCGGCACUCGAAGCAUAUCGUAAUAGAGGGGUGUUUGGAUCUAUUUUAAAUGUUCCUGUCCAAGAUCGAAUCAAACAAUCGGACUGAUGUGCAGCUUAGGGUUCAAAACACGCAAUAGUCCAUCGCAGAAAACGUCAUUGCGUUGGGGCGAUUGUUGUCCGCUGUGGUUUUGAGCCAACUGCACUAAAACCCUCAAUUCGUUGGUGAUAUUGUUACCGGAAAUGUGUUAGCGAAGCUGAUCCAGAGAGAGUACUACUUGAAGACGAAAGCGAGAACAGUCGACCGGAGGUCAAUUUAAUUACAAAGAAAACCACUCGUCCGAUAAACCGUCCACGAUGAACGUCGUGGGCGUCAUAUCUAUAGUUUUCUUCUAUUGCCUAAUCCUGUCGGUCGGACUAUGGGCCGGCAAGAAAAAACACACCGGAAACUCGGAGGAAGAAGUAAUGCUGGCGGGCAGAAAUAUUGGGCUUUUCGUCGGCAUAUUUACUAUGACGGCAACCUGGGUCGGCGGCGGGUAUAUUAAUGGGACGGCAGAAGCGAUUUACACGUCAGGCCUGCUAUGGUGUCAAGCUCCGUUCGGAUAUGCUCUAAGCUUGGUCUUCGGUGGAAUAUUUUUCGCCGAUCCGAUGCGCAGACAAGGGUAUGUCACUAUGUUGGAUCCGCUUCAAGAUUGUUUUGGCGAACGUAUGGGAGGACUGCUGUUUUUACCAGCUUUAUGCGGUGAAGUGUUUUGGUCCGCCGGGAUAUUGUCUGCUUUGGGGGCCACGUUGAGUGUGAUCAUCGAACUGGACCAGGCUACCAGCGUUAUUUUGAGCUGUUGUAUUGCAGUUUUCUACACCAUUUUCGGAGGACUAGCCAGCGUCGCUUACACGGAUGUCAUUCAACUGUUUGCUAUCUUCAUAGGACUGUGGUUGAGUGUGCCGUUUGCGUGGUAUAACAAGAAAGUCGAUUUCAACCAGCCUGGUUUGGAUUUGGUCGGCGAGAUCAAGGGAAAGGAUUUCUUGAGCUACAUAGAUUACGCAUUGCUGUUGGUGUUCGGUGGAAUUCCGUGGCAGGUCUAUUUCCAGAGAGUGUUAUCCAGUAAAUCUGCUGCACAAGCUCAGAUACUCUCAUUUGUCGCUGCUUUUGGAUGCUUCAUCAUGGCAAUACCACCGGUCAUUAUUGGAAUGGUAGCAAGGGCUACAGAUUGGAAUCAGACGAAAUACGAAGGACCUAUGCCAAUGACUCAGAAGGAAACUAGCAUGGUUUUGCCAAUGGUUAUGCAAUAUCUAACUCCAGAUUGGGUGGCAUUUUUCGCAUUGGGCGCGAUUUCUGCAGCUAUUAUGUCUUCGGCCGAUUCCAGCGUUUUGUCAGCCAGUUCUAUGUUUGCGCGAAACAUCUAUCGGAUGUUAUUACGACAAAGUGCAUCAGAAAUGGAGAUUGUCUGGGUCAUGCGAUUAUCCAUCGUAGUCGUCGCCUUUUCCGCUACGACUAUGGCAAUUACUAUCCCGUCCAUUUACGGCCUGUGGUCCAUGUGUUCUGACCUAGUUUACGUUAUCCUAUUCCCACAGUUAACUAUGGUAGUUCAUUUCAAACACUAUUGCAAUACAUACGGGUCACUAGCUGCCUACAUAGUAGCAUUUUACAUACGAAUGGCUGGCGGCGAACCUCUGUUGGGUCUGCGUCCUAUGAUACACUUCCCAGGAUGGGACGGUGAAAAACAACUGUUUCCGUUCCGGACCACAGCUAUGCUCUGUUCAUUGUUUACGCUGGUAUUCGUCUCGUGGUUUACAAAGUGGUUAUUUAUCAACGGUAAGUUGGCACCGCACUACGACUGGUUCCAUUGCGUGGUGAACAUACCAGAAGACGCUGUGCGAGUUGGAGAGCCACACGAGGGUGAACAGAUGACUACGCUCACCUCAGGUCCGAUGGGGCCGCAGUACGGUGCCGCUGUGACCACCGGUCUGGUCGGCAAAGACGAAAGGAACGGCAGAAUCAACCCGGCACUGGACAUCAAUGAUGACGAACCGACUACCACUACCGCGGCUGUUCAGAGAAAAGCCAGCGUCGUGGGAAAGGUGUACAAGCAGGGGUACGAACAGACGACCACCGGGUUUUGAGUCGGCCCCGUUUUGAUAGGAUCACGAGAAUUAUCGUAGUAGCCCUCUAUUCGCAACAUAUUGUAACCUAAAACCCUUAAGUCUAAUACAACAAUAAUAACUAUUCACAAAAUUGGACCGGUAUCAACACGUUUGGGUAUGAAUUAACAUUAAAAAAAAAUAUGGAUAUUGCACGAUUGAGAGCAUCCGUACUUUUUAUGUGUGCUUACCAUUUUGAGCACAUGUACUAUGUUUACGUCCAAUGAUUAUUGGCUUCCGACACUAGUUCAAAAACACGGUUGAGGACAGUAUAGUUUAAACAAUUG